This is a messenger RNA of Carica papaya (papaya), 1800 nucleotides long. NCBI's taxonomy places the organism in Eukaryota, Viridiplantae, Streptophyta, Magnoliopsida, Brassicales, Caricaceae. The record is from RefSeq and is a predicted model, not a curated record.
UAUGUACAAAGUCGGUAAGGCCGUAACCCACAGGCCUCUUAAGCCUCCUCCUCUACCCAUCCGCCUUUAUAUACGCGAGAAAACACAGAAACGAAGAGAGGUCGAGCCAAGUAUUUCACCACCUUCUUCCUCCUCUCUUCUCUGAAAUCAUUACUCUCUAAGCAAUGCCAGCCCAGAAGCGCUCCGCAGACGAGACCCAUGACAACGACGACGAUCUUGACCAGCACGAUAUCAGCAACGAUCAUGACCAGCAUUCGCCUGGAGAAGAAGGCGAUGCAGCUAAUGAAUCCGAUCGGAGCCCGCUUUCUAGUGAUGGAGAGAAAGAGGAAUAUGUUUUAGUAAAACUAUCUGAAUUACGGAAGGAAGUUCAAUGCCCAAUCUGUCUAGGUAUCAUCCGGAAGACCAGAACUGUAAUGGAAUGCCUUCAUCGCUUCUGCAGGGAAUGCAUUGACAAGUCGAUGCGGCUUGGUCACUUUAGGAACAAUGAAUGUCCUGCUUGCCGUACCCACUGUGCUAGUCGUCGUUCUUUAAGAGAUGAUCCAAAGUAUGAUGCCCUGAUUGCAGCUCUAUAUCCAGACAUUGACAAGUAUGAAGAAGAGGAAUUAGCUUUGCAUGAGGAAGAGAAGGCUCGCAACAAGCAGAUACAAGCAUCUAUUUCCCAGACUUUGAAGCGGCAAUCUGAAGCUAUUGGUAGGAAGCGAUCAGCAAAAUCUGCAGCAGCUGCAGUUGUGAGGAGAUCACAUAGUCGCUUUCGAGAUAUUCCUUUGAGGGGCAGGAGAAACCACCAAACAGAACUCCAGGGAUCUGAUGAAAAUGAAGAUGCAGAUGGAGAUGGAGAGAAAAACUCAUCUUCUGCCGACGAGCGCGGCACAGAAGUUAUACCUAAAAGAAGCAAAAGAUUAGGAGGAGCGCAGUCUUCUGCAGGUGCUUGUGCAGAUGGAGGUGGUGAUGAAAAUGGUUCUGAAAUGAUCAGAGAAUCCCUGGGUUCAUCUGUUGGGCUUCUUGGUCCCUCAGAAAUGUUAGCUUGGGGUGGGGGUGGUAUGCGGAGUCACACUCGGUAUGGCAGUUUGAAUGGUGGCAAUGGUAAGAAUCCCCGGGGUAGCCGCAUUUCUAGGUUGGUAGAUCAUCUUCAGAACUUAGAAGAGAAAGAUGAUGAGCUGGAUAUCCACUUCAUGCUUGUCUCUUUCGAUGAAGAAAGAAUACCCAAUCUGGAGCGGCCGUACUUGUGGUGUAGGCCUAGUUUGUCAGUGGGGCAGCUUUGCCAGUAUGUAGCUGGCAAAACUGAAUCGCGAGCUGAUGAAAUUGAGAUUUACUUGGUGAAAGAGCUGCGAUCCAAUGUCAACCCUUCAACCCUCUUGAAUGACCAGAUUUCUAAGUCCAGUGUAAUUGAUCCAUGCAAAGAUAAGUUGCAAGUUUUAGAUGAAGGAGAAACAUUGGCAGGACUUACAACACAAAACUUCAGCCAUGGCUAUCUGCUGCUCGCGUAUCAGAAGAAGUUUUGGAACUCAAAAUGGUAGUGACAAAUUCAUCACUGGCUCUCUCUGUUGAGCUGUUUCAUGGUGUCUCUGAAGAAGGAAAGUUCAUAUAAACAUAUACUUAGUUCACAGAAACUCAGAUAGGCUUUUAAAUCUUUUUAGUUUCCAUGCUCUAGAAUGCAGUUUCUCAUACAGGGACAAAAGGAGAGAUUACAGAAAUAGACACAGAAAGAUAGGGCAUGUUUGAUUGUAGGAAAAUGGAUGAUUGAUGCAACUUCUUUUCAGUUUUUUAUUAAACAGCUGGGAAUUGAUUAUUUGGGUUUAA